Molecule: messenger RNA, 3480 nt
Organism: Halichondria panicea
Lineage: Eukaryota; Metazoa; Porifera; Demospongiae; Suberitida; Halichondriidae
Product: 116 kDa U5 small nuclear ribonucleoprotein component-like
Exons: 9
Coding region: 520-1140 (206 amino acids)
Biological process (GO): mRNA splicing, via spliceosome
Cellular component (GO): U2-type catalytic step 2 spliceosome; cytosol; U4/U6 x U5 tri-snRNP complex
Molecular function (GO): GTP binding; U5 snRNA binding; GTPase activity
Source: RefSeq, a predicted model, not a curated record
UAAAAUUCCCUUUACACCACAUGAUAUCGUUUAAUAGUUACAUCAUAUCCUUUGGGUGCUUUUGGUUGUUGUUGUUGCAGUUGUGAGGCUUUCCUGGAGACAUUUCUACUUUAGUGUAUAGCUAUUUUGCUUUUCAUACAGACACAAAUCUACUAGCUAUUUUUAUCUCUUAAAUAUCCACUGCCCAUUGGCCAAGGAGCUACAGUCAGUAUAACCUGUAAUGACAAUGAACUGCUUAAACUCAAUGUGAAAUCAUACACACCUCAUAAUCAGGUCAUUAAGUUCAUCUUGAGAGUAAUAUAAAGGAAAUAGUACCCUCUGGGGUCAAAGUACAACAGGAGAGUGUUCUACUAUCACCUGCGGGAGUUCAUUCAACUUCGGAGGAGGGAGACACUGUCUGUGAAGCAGAUGUGUGAAGGGAUAAAAGUUAUCUCACUGUGAUUGGCUGAAGCUCCAUCCAUCCAAGCAUAAGGGAAAACCACAUCCACCACAGACACGGCUCUUUGAGCAGUUCACCCAAUGGCUUAUGGAAGAUAUAUAGUCAUACAAACUUUGAAAAGCCGUUGCUGUUUGUUCGAAUUGAUAUUGCUAGCUGCUGACUCCAUGCUUCCAGAGAAAGUUCUUGACAUUGCCUCGAAUAGAGCUCUUUCUGAGACCCCUUACUUGAUUCAACAAUUCUCUAAGAUCUUCAUUUCACAAGGCAAAAUUCGGAGAAAUUUUUUGAGAACAGCUGCAAAAAAACGCAAUCCUAUCAUUUACAAGUUUGCAAAAGAAUUGUCCACUUCAAAUUCCAUCUUUGUUGAUCAGUGUGGCCUGAGCAUCAAGGCCACACCCUUAUCCCUCAUGAUGCCGGACCCGCGUGGCAAGUCGUACCUGAUCAACGUAUUUCACACUCCAGGCUGUGUGAACUUCUCCGAUGAGGUGACAGCUGCCUUCAGGCUCUGUGAUGGUUUCGUACUGUUUGUGGAUGCUUCAGAAGGGGUUGGUCGUCUAUGGAUCUCUGAGGCCAACUAUCAGGUUGAGAUCAGUCGAGUGCCGGCUGGUAACUGGGUGCUCUUAGAGGGAGUGGACCAGACCAUCACCAAGACAGCCAUCAUCACACAGAUCAACGACUCAGAGGACACGUACAUUCACUCGUAAGCCCCCCAGUGUGGAUGCUGCCCACAGAAUUGUCGAGUUCCUAUUGGAGCCACUCUAUAAAAUAUUCGCUCAUACAGUGGAGAUGUGGACACUAUGUACACUACCACCGGUGACUAAAAGAAACCUAAUAUACUGACAAUUGUUGUUGUGGACAACCCACAUGCAUGUACAUGUGUACUGUAUGCACUAUUAUUGCAAAUUUAUUAUUUAUUAUUUAUGGAUACGGUACAGGCUUAACCACAACCCUCACAGAAUGCAGAUUAGAUAACUAACCACCAAGUCUCAUGAAUCAGCCGCCCUGGGAGAGUCCGUCUGAGCACUUUAGUCUGAACUUUUUUGGCCAGGUCGGAAUUCCGACCUGACCAAUCAGAUCAAGGAUUGACAAAAUUAAAGGAAAUAAAGAAUGACAAGAAGCGUAUGCGUUCUCUACAGUAGGACGCAUUUUAUAGCUAGCGCUAUACGCCUAUAGUCAGCCUAACUGUUGGCUACUGUUAGCCAAGUCAAGGAGCUAUAGUAAGUUGAGUUGACUACACUAGUGCUGUGCAACCUUUUUCUUGUUCUUUUAGCAACAUUCUUGCAGCAAGUCAAACAAAAAUUCAUAGCUGCUAGUCAAGCGUUCGCGGUUGACCUUUUGCAUGCGUUGGACGUAAUUGAAUUCUUCUGGUUUUGACACUGACGUAAUAACAAUUAACAUUCCAUUGUGGAAUGACCUCUCAGUACUCAGACUGACUCUCCAAGGCAGGCUGAUUCUCCAUUGUGGAAUGACCUCUAGACUAAAAUGCUCAGACUGAGGCAGGCUGAUUCAUGAGACUACUAACCACCAAGUCCAUGUGUGUGUGUGCAGCCAUAUACAGAUAAUGGAGAAAAAAGCGUGUUGGUAAACUAUGUACCCACAUGCAUGAUUGUACAUGUGUACUGUAUGCACUAUUAUUGCAUUUCCAUGGAUACCGUACAGGCUUAACCACAACCCUCACAGAAUGCAGAUUAGACAACUAACCACCCAGUCCCAGUCCAUGUGUGUGUGUGCAGCCAUAUACAGCUUCUGUGCAGAUUAGACAACUAACCACCAAGUCCAUGUGUGUGUGUGCAGCCAUAUACAGCUUCUGCGCAGAUUAGACAACUAACUUAACCACCAAGUCCACCUGUGUGUGUGCAGCCAUAUACAGCUUCUGUGAGGGUUGUGGUUAGGCCUAUACAGUAUCCAUGGAAACCUUGAGUAAUGCAAUAAUAGUGCAUUGCAUAGUACAGUACACAUGUACAUGCAUGUGGGCACAUAGUCAUAGCCAACACAUGCAGUAAUUGUCUUUUCUCCAUAACCAUCUAACUCCUAACAUCAAUAACUUUAUACCCCUUCAUUGUAGAUUUACCGGAGCUGAAGCUGCCUCCCACUGACGCCUAUACUUCAAGCUCAAACACAUAUAGUGGACGAGGUCAACAGUCUACUGAGCAUCUACUCCGUUAGCUCCUUUUGCAGUAGCUGCAUGCUCUCACGUUUAACAUUCAGCUAGUUACAAGUUGCCAUGAACAGCUAUACUCAAGAGAAUAUGAAAUAACAGUUGACCUUUUUAUUAGCAAGCUAUAAAUUUGCCAUCCCUAUAAACCUAAGCUAUCUACGGCCCUGCAGUGUGGAUGUUGCCCGCAGCUUUGUCGAGUUUUUGUUGGAGCCACUCUAUAAGACAUUCAAUCAGACAGUGGGAUAUGUAUCAAAUUGUACAGAUGUACGUUUAAAGUUUAAAACGAUGUUCAUAGUUAGUACGCUAUGCACUUUCGACCCUGGCUGUUCUACACUCUGAAACCUUUCAACUGCUUAUACCUAUAUAAGUCGGCUUAACAAUAUUAUAAUUCAUAUACAAUACACCCACGAGCUAGGGUAUAGUAUGCCUCCAUUAUAUUGUGUGGGAAUGUUUCUUUAUACUUAGUGUCCCCUUAAUUGUCUUCCAUUCCCUGUAGAUUGUCCCCAGAGACCCACUGGACGUGAUCUGGCCCCCUGCAGAUGUGAGCAUUGUCGGAACUCCUGCAUUAUUAUAAUUAUUUUAAAGUACAUGCAACUACUGUAUAUAUACUCACAAAAUUGUGGUAUUCUAUACUCUCUAGAUUACAGGCACUGUAGGUAGACAGGACGUCACAUCCAAUGUGAACUCUUUUUAUUCAAGUACAAUAAUUAUGUUAUAAUUAUACUGCUAAGUACAAUCAAUUGCCAAGUACAAAUCAAUUAAUCUAUUAUGUUUUCUUAUUUUACGCUCUUCAGUCAAGUACAAAUCUAUUAUGUUUUCUUAUUUUAUGCUCUUCAGUUAAUGGCAUCAUUUUUAUUCGGAAUCAAGAUCUGAAUUGACUGUGACA